Nematocida ausubeli is the source of this 375-nucleotide messenger RNA. RefSeq lists its product as uncharacterized. The transcript has a single exon. Bases 1 to 375 code for a protein of 124 amino acids. Lineage: Eukaryota; Fungi; Microsporidia. The record is from RefSeq and is a predicted model, not a curated record.
AUGGCGUGGAGAGUGCAUACUCUGUCUCGAAACACAGGAAGUGACUGGGCGCAUAUUAACGCAAUGUCGUGCUUGCAGAUCACACUUUUUCUAGUAAGCACCACAAUAUGUGUGCAGGCAGAAUUUCGGAACUGCAAAGAAACCCUCGAAACCAUUCCUAUUCUAGACGAAGACACAUUUUUUCAGCAGGAGUACGCCUCAAUAGGUGUGCAUCUAAAAGACAGAAAGAUCCAACUAAAGCUUGCUUCAGAGCGCGAGGCUGCAAGUCUUCUGGACACCAUACUUUACAUGCAAAUGAUGUACAGACUCCGUUUGGGUCUUUCAUCAAUCACACAAAAUCACACAUCCACCAUGAAAACACCAACAGGGCCAUAA